CGUAUUACCAUCCGGAUUGUGGACCGCUCCAUUUUUCUUUAGUCCAAAACGCGCUUUGUCGGGUCCCACAUUCAGACAAAAAUCCUUUCUUGCAGGAACACAGGAAAAACGCAACAGCCUUUGCAGUUGAACUCAAAGAAAAGAGAGGGGAAAGAGCGAAAAAGAAAGAUGAAGAAAGAGUUUCACGGCGAAGAAACAUCCCAGACACAGCCGAAUACAGACAAUGGAUAGGAAAGUGAGAUGGGAAAAAGGGUUUCAAGUGUUGGGUUGCUUUUUGUUUUUUUCUUUCCUUUUCUUUUCCUUUUGAUGCAUUGGAUUUUACUCAUUGAUUAGCAUUUAAUUGAUGAAUGAAUAGUUAUAUAUAAAUAUAUGUGUAUACUCCUCCUGCUGGUUUCAAUUUUUAUUUAAGUGCCGCAUGUUGGGUUCUUUGGCUGUUGUUGUAUUGGUGUUUGUUAAUGAACCUCAUCGUUGCCCACCACCGAAACCGCUUAGCUUUUGGGGUGUUUUUGUUGCUGGAGUUAAAAGUAAUAAUGUCACAGAAAAGGCCCCAGGAAGAUGGUAAGGCUCGGCCGUCAGAAGGGAAUAGUCCUGAUCAGGACAAACGGAGAAGGGUUCCAACCUUGAGAAAUGUGGUUCAGGAGGUGAUGAAGUUGCAAUCGGUCCAGCAAUUGCUGGAGCCAGUUUUGGAGCCGUUGAUUCGUAGGGUGGUCAAGGAGGAAGUUGAAAUGGCUCUUAGAAAGCAUUUGAACAAUAUGAAAAGGAAUGGUGGGAAGGAGGUAAAUUGUACCGUAUCAAGAAGCUUACAACUCCAAUUCUUAAAUAAUCUCUCCCUUCCUGUGUUCACUGGAGCUCGAAUUGAAUCAGAAGAAGGUUCUGCCAUAAAGGUGGCUAUAGUUGAUGCCCUAACUGGACAAAUUGUUACUUCUGGCCCAGAGUCUUCUGCCAAAGUAGAAGUUGUUGUCCUUGAGGGAGAUUUCGAUGGUGAUGAGGGGGACAAUUGGACACUUGAAGAGUUUAAGAAUAACAUUGUAAGAGAGAGAGAAGGAAAGAAACCUCUUCUUACUGGAGAUGCAUUUUUAACUCUUUCUGAGGGCAUAGGUUUAGCGGGUGAGAUUUCAUUUACAGAUAAUUCAAGCUGGACAAGAAGCCGUCGUUUUAGACUUGGUGCAAGAGUUGUGGAUGGCCCUGAUGGAACUAGAGUAAGAGAAGCAAAGACAGAAUCCUUCAUUGUCAGGGAUCAUCGUGUAUACAAGAAGCAUCAUCCUCCAUCUCUUUCUGAUGAAGUAUGGAGAUUAGAGAAAAUUGGCAAAGAUGGGGCUUUCCAUAAGCGCUUGAGUCAGGAGAAUAUCAACACUGUAAAGGAUUUUUUGACCAUGCUCUUUAUAAAUCUUCCAAGGCUCCGACAUAUCCUCGGCACUGGUAUGUCUGCUAAGAUGUGGGAAGUAACUGUGGAGCAUGCUCGAACAUGUGUGCUUGAUAAGAGGAUGCACUUGUACUGCCCUCCUGGUUCUCAACUGAAAUCUGGUGUGGUCUUUAAUAUUGUGGGACAAGUGACAGGAGUACUUUCAGAAUGCCAGUAUGUCACAAUCGAUAAGCUGUCAGAAACUGAGAAGAUUGAAGCACAAAACUUGGUAAUUUCUGCAUUUGAGCACUGGGAAGAAGUUAUCCCUUUUGAUGAUGAAGCCUCUCUCAUAGGUGGUUCUUCAAAUUUAGCAAAUAUUCCUUACACAAGCUCAGCCAAGGCACAGAUUUCUAAUGAUAGCAAGUUUUUGGCUUCUCAAAAGAUGGGUGGAUUUGAUUAUGCUCAAUCAAGUGCUUCUUCUCCAGAUAUCAUUUCAACCAUCUAUUCAGUUGGGGGUAUGAGUGGUUUAGACGAUUAUGCCCUGCAUGGCAUUGAAAACAUGGGUCUAAGAUAUGACGAAACUUUGAGUUAUCCUGGCCAAGUCACUAAUUCCCCGAUCUGUGACACGGAUAUUACUCAGACUUUCUGCGAUGAAGAUCAUCUUCAAUUUUUUGAUAGUGAUCCUCAGUCCCAGGGUCCUGGUUCGGAAUCACAAGCUGAUCUUCAAACUAGCGAUGAUGGAUUAGUUUUGCCACCACGUACUGUUGCUGUUCAAGCACAGAGGAGAUGGACCAAGGUUUUCAGUGUGCUGAAAUGGUUCUCUAUUAAAAGAAAAGUUGCAGAAAAAUUUCGAGGUCGGAGAUAUAGCAAUGGACCCUAAUAUGAUUAUAGGUACGGUUGCAAAUAUUAGUGGUAGCCAAAUGCUGCCAUAUUAAAUUUUGGUUUGCAGUUAUAGAAUUCAACAAGUUGGAAUUAUCACUAGAUGUGGUAGACGCAGCUGCCCGUUUAUAAAUCCUUGUUCUUGUUGGAUAUCAGAACUUGCACCCCUCUGUAUCAUAUUAAACUGUAAAUAUAUUGAUGCACUGUUACAGAAUUAGGCAGAUUUUUUGGUUCUAAAAUUGUGGUUGUUUCAGUUGAAUCAUGGACCGUGACCAUGCAUGAAGAGAAUGAAAUGCUUUUGUUUGAUAACUGAGAACUUAUUGCAUUCUUAUCAACAUCCCUUAUGAGCACCAGCAUCAGUUUUCAAUGGUUCAACACCCCUCCUU
This is a messenger RNA of Durio zibethinus, 2607 nucleotides long. The record is from RefSeq and is a predicted model, not a curated record. Lineage: Eukaryota; Viridiplantae; Streptophyta; Magnoliopsida; Malvales; Malvaceae.